AUGUUUUGCUUGUUUGUUUUUUGCUGUUUGUGCUUUUGGCUUCUGGUUGUGUUUGCUGAUCCAGAUGCAGUGAAGUCAGUGUCAGUGACGGAGGGAGAAUCAGUCACUCUACAGACUAAUGUUACUGAACUACAGCGUACAACUCUGAUAACAUGGACAUUUGGACAUCCAGAGACUCGCAUAGCUCAAAUCAAUAAAGAGGAGAGAAAAGUCUCCACAUCUGAUGGUGAUGCUGUGGGAUUCAGAGACAGACUGCAGCUGGAUAAUCAGACUGGAUCUCUGACCAUCACAAACACCAGAACCACAGACUCUGGAAAUUAUACAGUAAACAUCAAAGAUCCCACAAAACAGACCACAUACAGAUUAAAAGUUACUGUCUAUGGCUCUGCAUCUCAGAAAAGGCUGAUCUCUGCAGCUGUUGCUGGAUCUCUGUUGAUUGCGGCUGCUGUCGGGAUCUACUGGAUCUACAGGAGACACAGAAAAACAGACCAAGAAGUGUUUGGUUUUAAAGAUGCAGUGAAGUCAGUGUCAGUGACGGAGGGAGAAUCAGUCACUCUACAGACUAAUGUUACUGGAAUACAGACACGUGAUCUGAUAACAUGGACAUUUGGACAUCCAGAGACUCUUAUAGCUAAACUCAGUGAAGAGGACAGUAUCUUCUCCACAUAUGACGACGUUCUUGAUGGGAGAUUCAGAGACAGACUGAAGCUGGACAAUCAGACUGGAUCUCUGACCAUCAUGAACACCAGAACCACAGACUCUGGAAAUUAUAAAGUAAACAUCAAAGGCACAAAACCGACCACAUACAGAUUCAAUGUUACUGUCUAUGCUCGUCUGCCUGUUCCUGUCAUCAGCAGUAACUCUACACACUGUUCUUCAUCAUCAUCAUCACAGCAGAAUUGUUCAUUGGUGUGUUCAGUGGUGAAUGUGAGUCAUGUGACUCUCUCCUGGUACAAAGAAAACAGUUCAUUGUCCAGCAUCAGUGUGUCUGAUCUCAGCAUCAGUCUCUCUCUACCUCUGGAGGUGGAAUAUCAGGAUAACAACACCUACAGCUGUGUGCUCAACAAUCCCAUCAGCAACCAGACUCAACAUCUGGACAUCAGUCAACUCUGUCACACAUGUUCAGAAGUCCACGUCCACUGUUGCGGUUCUAUUGAAGCUGUGAUCCGAUUGGUCAUCUCUGUUCUGGUGGGCGUGGCUACUGCGGCUGUUGUGGUUUAUGACAUCAGAUCUAGAAUGGUACUAGUUCAGACAAAGAAGAUGUUUUAUAUGUUUGUUUUGUUCAGUUUGUGCUGGCGGUGUCUGAUUGUUGUGUUUGGUGAGACAGUGUCAGUGAUGGAGGGAGAUUCUAUUACUCUACACCCUGAUGUUACUGAAAUACGAGAAGAUGACGAUAUAGUGUGGAAAUAUGGAGCUGAAAAGUCUCAUGUAGCUCAAAUAAAUAGAGAUGCUAAAGUCUGCUCCACAUCUGAUGGUCCUGAUGGGAGAUUCAGAGACAGACUGAAGCUGGACUAUCAAACUGUAUCUCUGACCGUAACAAACAUCUCAACUCAACAUGCUGGAGACUAUGAACUAGAGAUAAAUGGAGAAAAGCUGUCAUCAAAAACAUUCAGUGUUUCUGUCUAUGCUCGUCUGCCUGUUCCUGUCAUCAGCAGAAACUCUUCACAAUGUUCUUCAUCAUCGUCAUCACAGCAGAAUUGUUCAUUGGUGUGUUCAGUGGUGAAUGUGGGUCAUGUGACUCUCUCCUGGUACAAAGGAAACAGUUUAUUGUCCAGCAUCAGUGUGUCUGAUCUCAGCAUCAGUCUCUCUCUACCUCUGGAGGUGGAAUAUCAGGAUAAAAACACCUACAGCUGUGUGCUCAACAAUCCCAUCGGCAACCAGACUCAACUUCUGGACAUCAGUGAACUCUGUCACACAUGUUCAGAUGCUGCAGCACAGUCUUCUUCUCAUCCUCCAGUCUCUCUGAUAGUGUUGAUUUCUGCUGCUGUUGCUGGAUUUCUGUUGAUUGUAGCUGCAUUUGGGAUCUUCUGCAUCUGUAGAAAACACAGAAAAACUGGUCAAGAAGAUGAGGUCACUUAUGCUGACCCAACGUUCUACAAAAGAAACACACAGAAAUCGGAGAUAAAAGCGGAACAUCAUUGUGAAGAGGAUGACGUUGUGUAUGAAUCUGUUUUCAUAAGUAGAUCAAACUUAAACCUUUCUUCUGAACACCAGAUCCCGCUGUGUGAACGUGUGUUUGCUGAUACAGAUGCAGUGGAGUCAGUGUCAGUGCUGGAGGGAGAUUCAGUCACUCUAAACUCUGGUUUUACUGAAAUGAUGGAUGAUGAUCUGAUUCGGUGGAGGUUUGGAUCUGAAAACACUUUAAUAGCUCAAAUCAAUGUAAUGGCCGGCAGCAUCACUGUAUAUGAUGAUGUUCUUGAUGAGAGAUUCAGAGACAGACUGAAGCUGGACGAUCAAACUGGAUCUCUGAUCAUCACAAACACCACAACUCAACACGCUGGACUCUAUCAACUACAGACCAACAGUGUGAGCAAGAGCUUCAGUCUCACUGUCUAUGCUCGUCUGCCUGUUCCUGUCAUCAGCAGUAACUCUUCACACUGUUCUUCAUCAUCAUCAUCAUCAUCAUCAUCAUAUUGUUCAUUGGUGUGUUCAGUGGUGAAUGUGAGUCAUGUGACUCUCUCCUGGUACAAAGGAAACAGUUUAUUGUCCAGCAUCAGUGUGUCUGAUCUCAGCAUCAGUCUCUCUCUACCUCUGGAGGUGGAAUAUCAGGAUAACAACACCUACAGCUGUGUGCUCAACAAUCCCAUCAGCAACCAGACUCAACAUCUGGACAUCACUGAACUCUGUCUCACAUGUUCAGAAGUGCAUGGCUGUGAUACUAUCGAGCCUGUGAUCCGAUUGGUCGUCACUGCUCUGAUGGGCGUGGCUGCUGCAGCUGCUGCUGUUCUUCUGGUCAAUGACAUCAGAUCUACAAGAGGUGUCUUUGGUGUUGAUGUGGAUGGAAUGGAGUUGGUAUCAGUGAAGGAGGGAGAUUCAGUCACUCUAUAUUCUGGUCUUACUGAAAUGACAGAUGAUGAUCUGAUUCUGUGGAGGAUCAUCACAAACACCAGAACUGAACACACUGGAGUUUAUAAACUACAGACCAACAGUGUGAGCAAGAGCUUCAGUCUCACUGUCUAUGACAAAGUGUCAGUGAUGGAGGGAGAUUCUGUUACUUUACACGCUGAUGUUACUGAAAUACGUGAUGAUGAUUAUAUACUGUGGAAAUUUGGAGCUAAAAAAUCUCUGAUAGCUCAAAUCAGAAGAAAUUUUGGAAUCUUCAACACAUUUGUUGGUCCAGAUGAGAGAUUCAGAGACAGACUGAAGCUGGACAAACAGACUGUAUCUCUGACCAUCACAAACACCUCAACUGAACAUGCUGGAGAUUAUAAACUAGAAAUACAUAGAGCGAAACCGUCAUCAAAAACAUUCACUCGUCUGCCUGUUCCAGUCAUCAGCAGAGACUGUUCUUCAUCAUCCUCAUCCAUGUCUACUAACUCUCGAGUAGACUGUUCGGAGGUUCACAUCCACUGCUGUGAUACAGUUGAAGCUGUGAUCCGAUUGGUCGUCGCUGCUCUGAUGGGCGUGGCUGCUGCAGCUGCUGUUGUUCUUCUGAUCAAUGACAUCAGAUCUACAAGAGAGGUUCACAUCCACUGCUGUGAUACAGUUGAAGCUGUGAUCCGAUUGGUCGUCGCUGCUCUGAUGGGCGUGGCUGCUGCAGCUGCUGUUGUUCUUCUGGUCAAUGACAUCAGAUCUGCUAGAGGUUAA
Messenger RNA from Sinocyclocheilus grahami, 3807 nucleotides. RefSeq lists its product as uncharacterized. NCBI's taxonomy places the organism in Eukaryota, Metazoa, Chordata, Actinopteri, Cypriniformes, Cyprinidae. The transcript is spliced from 22 exons. The record is from RefSeq and is a predicted model, not a curated record. The coding region runs from base 1 to 3807 and encodes 1268 amino acids.